CCGCAUCUUUGUCCUGCGAUAAACAACAGUCCUGUCUUGACCACUGAAUGCUAAACCACACUCGAUCUCUUGGUUUUUAAAAAGCUCUCUACUCAUAUCUAUUCUCAAAUCUGUCAUGGCUUCCAACAAGGUGCCGGUCUACUCGACCAAUGAUCUCAAGUCCACGAGUGACGAUGCUCUCCUUCCUUACCUCACCAAUCUUCCCGCUCCAUACGCUUUCACGCCAAACUACUCGAAGACAAACAUUCGCUUCCUGCUUGGAUAUAGCGCUGUCGCAAUCGCAGGGUUUACUUUCUACGCAGACCGCACGCUUGGCUGGGAAGCAACUAGCUCGCCCUGGAUUAUCGCGGCAGUAGGGACCUACUUUGUCUUGAACAGCAUUCUGACAUAUUGGAUUUGGGCCGUCGAGGCUGGCGAAGUAUACUCCGGGAAGAGGAAGACUGGGGAGACGAUAUCGGUCUCAUCAUCCGCCCAAAAGUUCUCCAAACUCUACAAGCUGCAUGUCACUUAUAAGUCUGCCUCUGGGAAGGUCCUCCAGGACAAGCGGUGCGAGGCGCCCUUCACAACUUGGUUUUCAGCAGAUGGUGUAUUCCACCCCGAGCCUUUCCAUCGCUGGGUGGCCAGCGAGAUUGAUGUUUUGAGAUUGGCGGCGAAGGAGAAUGAAAAGAAGUCUGGCUAAAAGGGAAGGUUACCUAUCAAUUACUAUCAGAGGUUCUGUUUUCGGGGCUAUUGCAAAAUGCAAAGCUAUUUCAUUAUCUAAAAGAGAUUAAGAAGAGUGCAUUGGUAUUAUAUGUUCAAAUGAACAAGGAAGAGAUCGGUUUUCUGUGUUUUACUUUUCAUUGGGCAUAGUUAAUCAGACGCAUUCCAACAGUGUACGUGAC
Penicillium samsonianum is the source of this 881-nucleotide messenger RNA. RefSeq names its product signal peptidase complex subunit 2. The coding region runs from base 116 to 679 and encodes 187 amino acids. Gene Ontology annotation, cellular component: signal peptidase complex; membrane. Gene Ontology annotation, biological process: protein targeting to ER. The transcript is spliced from 3 exons. The record is from RefSeq and is a predicted model, not a curated record. NCBI's taxonomy places the organism in Eukaryota, Fungi, Ascomycota, Eurotiomycetes, Eurotiales, Aspergillaceae.